Trichomonas vaginalis G3 is the source of this 3390-nucleotide messenger RNA. Its product is annotated as WASH complex subunit 4 family. Gene Ontology annotation, cellular component: endosome; WASH complex. Gene Ontology annotation, biological process: endosomal transport; endosome organization. The transcript has a single exon. NCBI's taxonomy places the organism in Eukaryota, Parabasalia, Trichomonadida, Trichomonadidae. The coding region runs from base 1 to 3390 and encodes 1129 amino acids. The record is from RefSeq and is a predicted model, not a curated record.
AUGGAAUCAACACCGCCACCACCUCCAUCUACAACUACAACCACUGAACAGACUACUUUAUGGCAAUACUUCUUCCCAGAGGUGAAGAAGGAAAAUGCCAAGGCCACGCAGAACGUGCGUGAAGACUUAAGUAGUUUCCUAUCUAAUUAUUCUAAGACACUUGACGAGCUUUAUCAGGUCAUUGACCAAAAUCCAUGCCGUACCUGGGGUAUAUUCUCAGCUCCAAUCGCUCUCAAGUACCCAUUCCCAACCAACAAGACAAUUGACGAAUUUUUCGAUACUCAUGAUGACGACCUUAUUUAUCCAAUCAAAAUUCUUACCACAUAUAUUGUUUACAUCAACAACUGCGUCGAACGUGGUGAGAAAGAAUUCUAUCGCAAGCUUGCUUUGUUUGGCGAAACAAUCGAUGACAUUCCAUCUGCCAACGAAGUCCUUGACAAUGAAUGUGGUAUUCCUACAGGCGACUUAGAACUCAUGACAUCGGAAUUCCUUCCGACAUUGCAAGAACUUUCCACUUUCCUUUUCGAAUCUAUGUCUGUUGGCAUCAAAUACAUCGAAUACAUCAUCUUCCUCUACUCCUCAGAGAACCCUCUUUUCAAGGACUUCUUCCAGGGAACAGUUCUUUAUACGGCCUUUUCUGGCAUCGGAAAGCUUUUAAGGCUUCUGUUCACUUUGGAGCGCUUAGUCCAGGAGAACGAUGCUCUUCUUGAAGGUUGGGAGCAUCUCCGUCGCAUGACUUUUGUUAUUAAGAACGAAUCACAAAAUUAUAAUACACAAGUUGACGACGUCAACACUGUCGAAACCCGCAUGGGCCAGAUCCAUCGUACAGUCUUUAAUUCGUCUAAUAUGAAUACAUUCCUUGGCAAUCUCGCUCCAUUGGUUGUCAAGCCAAGCGCAAAGGAAUUCGGCAAGAAUCUUGAAAGAUACAUCGAAGAAGAAGCGAAUACUUACAUCAGACUUCAACAAGAAGGCAAAUAUUGCGAUCUUGAAUCCGAUAUUUGCAAUCUCUCUCUCCUCCUCCAUCUCCUUACAAUCUUCGUUCCGAACCCUAAGAAGAAGGUUGUUACAACAGUAUGGAACUCAUACCAGGUCUCUCCUAUCGUCAAACUUUACCAUUUCGUCAAUUUCUCACCACUCAAUUACCUUGCCGAAAACAUUCCAAGACUCAUCUCAACCUACCUCGGAAACGAUGCUCGCCGCGUUGCCAACGGAAAGGUCUCAAAUUACCUCAGCAACCACGAUUCAAAGCUCAGCGAGUCAAUUCUUCAAUGCUUUGCCAAAUUUGCUACAUGGCAGGCCAACUGCCACAAGCAGCUCCAGAGCGGCGUCAACCUCGGCUACUUCGUAAAGAGCACAAUUACGAGAACAAUCGAUCUUCACUACGCUUUCGAGCAAAGCAUCGACCAGAAGAAGAUCGAAUAUCUCGGCUCCCUCAUCGAGCUCCUCAAGGCCAUCCAAAUGACCUUCUUCCUCAAUCAAGCUGGCAUUUCCCACAAUCUUCCACCUCAAGUCGAUGCAAUCAUCAAACAUCUUCACUCCGAUCUCGAGGCUGUUGCUCAAACUCUUCGUAAGAAGUCCUACCGCUCUGUUCGUACUCGUGCAUCAGCAUUAGUCUCUCUUGCUUACCACUGCAUCCACGAAUUCACCGGCGAAUACUCUACAACAUGCCUCCAGAUCAUCUCCGAUCUCUUCGCAUCGAAGCCAUUCUCCGGUCUUGGAUUUACUCAUAAUGAUAUGUUCGGAACAUUACGUUCAUUAGAGCUCUUGGGCCAUUACAACGACCACAUCGACAACGCAUGCGAUACAGCCUGGCUCUUCGACUCUCGUGAGCUUUACGACAUUUUCUUACACGAAUGCCAGAAGAAUCCACGUCGUAUUGUCUUCCUUGCACUUUCAAUCAACGAUAUCGGCGAUCUCUUCAAAGACAACGCUGACUUAUACGGCAAAUGCGAGAAAUACUUUACGAAAUUACUCCGUGACAAGUUUAUCCAGCCAUGCUUGUCCGAUCUCGAGGUAGAGUUGAGAUUCCAUGCUCACCAGCACCUCGCCGUCUCCGAGCGCAAUCCAAUGAAGAAGAAUUAUUCUCAAUUCGACCGUUUCCUCCAGACACCACCAUUCAAGAUCAUGAGCCGCUUCUUCGACAUGCACUACGAGGCCAGCUACUACUUCACACGCGUUUUCUACAACGAAACAACCGUUGCUCCCUCAGUUUGGGAGACAUACACCGAAAUGGCCAACAUUCUCGAGCGUUUGUACGGCGUUUCAGUUGUAGACUGCCACAUUCCAGGCGCAAUGAUGCAACAGGAGAUCGACGUUCUCGAGAUCAUGAGGAACAUCCCUGUUUUCGUUGCAUGCCACAACUACGACUUGAAUUCACAAGUUUUCGUACAAAGAGCAGAAGAUUCCCAUUACAUCGCUAUUGUCGGCAUUCCUCACAUCUUUGCCUCCUACAGAUGCCACGGUAUUGGUAUCAUGAACACAACAGUUGAUUUCACUUACAGAUUCCUCAAGACGAAAUUCAACACAUUCUCAAAGUUCCUGUUCGAUGACAACGUGAAAUCCCAUCUCUUCAACGACAUCACGUGGUUCGAGCAGCACAAAGAGGAAUGCGACGGACAGUUCCCUUACGAACGCGCCGAGAAACUCGUUACGAAGUUCAAGAGACUUUCUCAGAACAACAACAACACUUCUGGAUUGUCCGCACUUGACAAAUUCCGCAUUUUGAUCACAGAGAUUGGAAAUGCACUUGGAUUUGUCAGAAUGGUCAGAAGUGGUGGUACAAGGUACUUGAACAACGCAAUUGGCUUCGUUUACGAUGAAGACAGCGAGCUUUCCUUCAAGGCAUUCUCAGAAGAAGUCCAGUUACCACAGCACACAGUCACUGCUGCAGAGAGAUUGGAUGGAAUUGUUGGAAAACUCAAGGAUUUGUUUGGCGGCGGCCAAUCAUUCUUCAAACUUUUGGUUGAAGUUUUCUCAGGACCAUUCAGAGAUAAGAAGAACAUCCACCUCUCCACGUUCUACGCAAUUCUUCCUGCAUUGACAUUGUCAUACAUCGAAUCAAUCAUGGUUUUGAAGGACAAAGCCCAGAAACAGAACAAAAACGCUUCUUUCUCAGAUGAUGGAUUCCCAAUGGGAAUUGCUUACAUCCUCAAGCUCCUCAACCAGGACGCCCUGUUCGACUCUAUCCACUGGUUCGAGUCCCUCAAGAAACACGCAGAAGAGGAGAGAAACGAGGUUCAAAGGACAUCAAACGGAAAACAAUCAUGGGGAUUCUUCACUGGAGAUAACAAGCAGACACUUAAGUUGGCACUCCAGAUGAUUGACAGAAGAAUGAAGGAAGUAGAUUUACUCGAAACAACAGUUCAUUCUGCUCGUAUUCUCUUUAACUAA